Molecule: messenger RNA, 2247 nt
Organism: Notolabrus celidotus (New Zealand spotty)
Lineage: Eukaryota; Metazoa; Chordata; Actinopteri; Labriformes; Labridae
Product: heterogeneous nuclear ribonucleoprotein A/B-like
Exons: 9
Coding region: 156-1199 (347 amino acids)
Biological process (GO): regulation of gene expression
Cellular component (GO): nucleoplasm
Molecular function (GO): RNA binding
Source: RefSeq, a predicted model, not a curated record
GUGUUGUCUUUACUACGUCACCCAGCGCUCGGUCACAUCCGGUCGUAUAUAUUUUGCCACGAGUUAGCGGCGAAUUUGGAGAGUGUCCAUUUUGAGCAGCGAAUCGGCGUCUCCGUUUUUUCCCUCUUAAAUCUCUUAACGACCCCACCGUCAGAAUGGCAGAUGCUGAGACACUCUUAAUGGAAACAUCAGACCAGAAUGGAAACGAGGGAGAGGAGGACCAGAACGGAGCAGAACUGGAGCAGGAUCAGGACCCGGACCAGGAUCAGGAGCUAGAGCAGGAACCGGAGCUAGACCAGGAACAAGAGCAGGAGCUGAUGGCUGGAGAUGAACUCCAGGAAGACAACGGCACGGACAAUGGCACAGAUGGAGGAAAGAUCGAUGCCAGCAAAGGAGAGGAAGAUGCUGGGAAAAUGUUCGUGGGCGGCCUCAGCUGGGACACGAGUAAAAAAGACCUGAAGGACUACUUCAGUAAGUUCGGCGAGGUGUUGGACUGUACCAUCAAGAUGGAUCAGAACACAGGACGGUCCCGAGGCUUCGGCUUCGUUCUUUUCAAAGACUCCGCCAGUGUGGACAAGGUGCUUGCACAGAAGGAACAUGGUCUGGAUGGACGUACAAUUGACCCCAAGAGGGCGAUGGCAAUGAAGAAGGAGCCCGUGAAGAAGAUCUUCGUCGGAGGUUUGAAUCCAGAGGCAACGGAAGAAGCCAUCCGGGAAUACUUUGGGGCCUUUGGAGAGAUCGAAACCAUUGAGCUCCCCAUUGACCCCAAGUCAAAGAAGAGGAGGGGGUUCAUCUUCAUCACAUACAAAGAUGAGGCCAGCGUCAAGAAGUGCCUGGAGAAGAAGUUCCACAGUAUCGAGGGCGGGAGGUGUGAGCUGAAGAUCGCCCAGCCGAAGGAGGUCUACCAGCAGCAGCAGUAUGGGGGAGGGCGUGGGGGUGGAUACGGAGGAGGAGGACGAGGAGGAGGAAGGGGCCGUGGAGGUCAGAGCCAGGGCUGGAACCAGGGCUACGGAAACUACUGGAACCAGGGAUACGGUAACCAGGGCUAUGGCUAUGGUGGUUACAGCGGCUAUGGCAACUACGAUUACUCUUCUGGUUACUAUGGAUACGGUCCUGGAUAUGAUUACAAUCAGGGCAAUGCAAGCUACGGGAAAACCCCACGACGGGGGGCACACCAGACCAGCUACAAGCCAUACUGAUGAUCACACGACAGUGCAAGGUUAGUGAAAUAUUGGGUUACUGCAGCCCUGAUGACGUGUCCCCCUCUCCUCUUCCUCAGACCUGCAGUGAUCUGGUGGACCGACAGCUGGGCGGACACACUGGGCAUGACUCGACCUCUUUUAUGACAGAAGACCAUUUGUACAGAAAACAUCUGAAAUGUAACUUUGUUUCUUUUUUUUCUUUUUUUUUUUUUUUUAAAUCCUUUUCAUUUUUAGGUUUUACUUUUCCCUUUGGUGUUUUUUUUUUUCUUCCCUUCCACAUUUCCACCCAUGGAAGUGUAAUUUUUACUGUACUUUUUGGUACCUGUUUUGAUUCUAAUGUAUUGUAAGGCUUGUAUUUUACAUGUUUGCUGGCUUUACAGGUUGAAAUCUUGGCGCUGUAAAGAAGCUUUUUUGACAAAUAAACAGUUUUCAGUAACUUUUUUUUUUUCUUUCUGAGUUUCCAGGUUCUGGGUUUGAAGGAAUGUCGAAAACAGAUAUAGGAUUCAAAUGAAGUUUCACAUUUAAACUCAUAAUGAUUUCAGUGUUUGUAGCCAUAUUCUCCAGUGAUCUGUAAUUAUGGAAAGUUUAAGUUGUCUCCAGAACUUUUACGACUGUGCCCCAAAAAUGACUCAAUUGGUUUUUUUCCCCUUGUUCAUGUGAAAUUAAGUGAUACUUUUACGUAGUUUCUGAUCCUGACAACUGAACCAAUGGUCUGCAGGCUUCUUCCUUCCUUUCUUUCUUUCAGGCCGUUGUGACUUUAGCGGGGAAGUUAACAUCUGAGCGAACACGUGGGGAUUUACGAGGGAUAAAUGAGUAGACGAAGCACACCUGUGGACUCCCUGUGAAAUCACACCUUUUAUUUUUAAUUAACUUUUGUUAAGUUUCCAUGCUCGUUUAGUUUGUGUUCAAGUGCCGCUGGUUUUUAGAAAUAACUGCUCUAAAGUUAAAUGUCUGCUUAGUGUUUUCUGGGCCGACUUCAGGCCUCUGGAGUCUCCUCAGCUAGUGUCUCUGGCAAUUUAUUAGUAAUAAAAAUAUUCGUUUGUAA